AUUUCCCUCCAUCUUCUAAGUUCAAACCAAUAUUAGCCUAAUUACCCCUAUAAGAACAGAUACACCUUUAUUAGUUGUCUCCUUUAGUUUGGAAGUUCAGAAAAGAAGAAAAAAAAAAAGGAACUGAUCUAGAGCUUAGCUAUGAUGACAAUGGCAGCAACAAGCAAAAGGGGACCUUAUCUUAGUCUUAUAACAGAGGGGUUGGGGAAACAAGAGAGGAAGAUCAAUGUGGAUUUGGCUGGAGGAGCUCACAGAGUGGGUAUCUUCCAUGCAUGGAAGGGUUUUGCAUUGAAAAAAAGAGAAGUGGGAGGAGGGUGGUUGGCUGUGAAAGCCAGCAGCAGCAGUUAUCAAAGUGUGGAUCAGAUCCACAGAAGGGUCAAUGGGAUUAAGGUGGGGAAGAGACAUGGUAGCAGUGAGUGGGGGAAGGGAGGUGGUGGUGGUAUGGAUUUGCCCAGUCAUGCAUUCAAGCUUGGGAGGUUCGUGGAGGAUCGGUUUGUCUAUCGACAGACCUUCAUUAUCAGGUCUUAUGAGAUUGGACCAGACAAGACUGCCACCAUGGAGACCCUUAUGAAUCUCCUCCAGGAAACAGCUCUGAAUCAUGUAAUGAGCUCAGGCCUGGCUGGUGACGGUUUCGGGGCAACACAGGAGAUGAGUCUCAGGAAGCUCAUAUGGGUUGUCACCCGCAUACACAUACAAGUUGAAAAAUACAGUUGCUGGGGGGAUGUAGUUGAGAUUGAUACAUGGGUGGAUGCACUGGGGAAAAAUGGGAUGCGCAGGGACUGGAUAAUAAGGGAUUACAGCACUCAGCAGAUCAUAACAAGAGCUACAAGCACAUGGGUAACCAUGAACAGAGAAACAAGAAAGCUGACUAAGAUCCCUGAACAAGUCAGAGAAGAGGUGAAACCCUUCUACCUGGAUAGGAAAGCAACUGAUGUAGCCACAAAUGAUAACAAGCAAAUUGGAAAACUGACUGAUGAAACUGCAGGGAGCAUCAGAUCAGGAUUGGCUCCAAGAUGGAGUGAUAUGGAUGCAAAUCAGCAUGUAAACAAUGUGAAAUACAUUGGAUGGAUUAUGGAGAGUGUGCCAUUGAAUGUCUUGGAAGAUUAUGAUCUCAGAAGCAUGACUCUGGAGUACCGACGCGAAUGUCGGCAGUCGCAUUUACUCGAAUCCUUGACAAGAAUGAAAGCAAGUGUAGCUGAAGAUUCCGACCCUGAGAAUACAAGUACAUUCGGAAGAGAUUUUUUGGAAAGUACUCACCUUCUACGCAUGCAAGAAGAUACGGCAGAAAUAGUUCGGGCAAGAGCAGAAUGGCAAUCCAAGUGACCUGCCACCACAUAAUGAAAAUUUUCUAUCCUCUUUAUGUUUUUUUCUUCAUAAUUUCCCACAGGAUUUGUGAAUCAUCACUAAUCAUUCAUUCGUUUGAAGUUGGGAAGUUAUAGGCAUGAUAACCUAUUUCAUCACUGUGGUCAGCUGCUUACUGCAGUUGGUUGGCGCAUAGAGCAGUUAGAGCACUUGUGCCCAGGAGGUCUCGGGUUUGAGACUCCCAUUCCACAUCUAGUCCCCAACCAACUGUAUCCCCCUACUUUUGUAACAGAAGAAAAAGACCUAUUUCAUCACUGUUUCA
Macadamia integrifolia is the source of this 1624-nucleotide messenger RNA. Its product is annotated as palmitoyl-acyl carrier protein thioesterase, chloroplastic-like. Bases 142 to 1323 code for a protein of 393 amino acids. Gene Ontology annotation, molecular function: acyl carrier activity; fatty acyl-[ACP] hydrolase activity. The record is from RefSeq and is a predicted model, not a curated record. Lineage: Eukaryota; Viridiplantae; Streptophyta; Magnoliopsida; Proteales; Proteaceae. The transcript is spliced from 6 exons. Gene Ontology annotation, biological process: fatty acid biosynthetic process.